GAGCUCCUCAAACUCACAUUCUCGCCGAUCAAAAUGGAAUGCGGCGGCGGUGUCCACAUCAUCUCCAGCCGCAUGGUCAAGCCGGAGUAUCAAAACAGCUCACUGUCGCCGGAGCCUCAGACCGUCCACCUGACCCCAUGGGACCUGCGGCGGAUCACCGUCGGCUACAGCCAGGAAGGAGUCCUCUUGCCCAAGCCUCCGGCCAGCGCUAUCCAACACCUCGCGUCGUCCUUCGCACGCGCCUUGGGCCUCUUCUACCCACUUGCCGGCCGCUUCGCCGUAGCGCCGGCGGCCAGUGCCGGCGCUCCGCAGGGUCUGACGAUCUCGCUCCGUUGCGGGCACGAAGGCGCCGAGUUCAUCCACGCCGUGGCGCCCGGGGUCCACGUGUCCGACAUCUCCGGCCCGCUCCGGGUCAUCCCGCGCGUUGUCUCCUCUUUCUUCCCUCUCAACGGGAUGCUCAGCACGGACGCGGCCGUUGACCCCAACCGGCCGCUCCUGGCCGUCCAGGUCACUGAGCUCACCGACGGCGUCUUCGUCGCCAUGUCGCUCAGCCACGCAGCCGCGGACGGCACCACAAUGUGGGACCUCUUCAACACAUGGUCAGAGAUCAGCCGAACCGGUGAUGGCAACGUAUUCACAGCGGCGCCAUUGCCUCCAUUCGAGAGGUGGUUCCACGACGGCUGCCCCGUGCCGAUCCCUCUGCCCUUUGCCAAGGUGCAGGACAUGGCGAGGAGGUUCGAGUGCCCGCCGGUGCAGGAAUGCUCCAUCCAUUUCUCCCCGGAGAGCAUACAGAAGCUCAAGGCUAAAGCGAAUGCCGAGAUGGCCGCCGGCACGGCCACGUCCACCAUCUCCUCGUUGCAGGCCCUGCUGGCACACCUAUGGCGAGCGGUGUGUCGAGCCCGGGGGCUGGCGCCGGACCGGGAGACGAGGCUCGUCCUCCCCGUCGGAUGCAGGACACGGGUGAAGGGCAUUCCACAGGGUUAUGUGGGCAACGCGAUUGCAGGAGCGGUUGCUACGCAGCCAGUCGGCGAGAUCCUAGGGGACGGCCGGCUGGGCUGGACGGCUUGGCUACUGAACCGUGCUGUGGCUUCGGUCGACGAGGCGACGGUGAUGGAGGAGCUCGUGUCUUGGUCUAAAAACUCGAGCUUAAGAUACGCGCCUGACUUACGUGGGGAUCCUGCCAUUGUGGUAGUGAGCGGCUCGCCGCGGUUUGAUGUGUAUGGCAAUGACUUUGGCUGGGGCAGGCCGCUGGGCGUCCGGACCGGCCCGGGGAACAAGCUGGACGGGUUGAUCACGGUUUUUGAGGACGGCGGAGGGGCCGGGGGCAUGGAACUGGAGGUGUGUCUUGCUCCUCAUGUUCUCGCCAAGCUCGUCGCCGACCAAGAGUUGAAGAACCUCUAGAAGGGCAGAGAUGGUCCUCUCCUGAAUCCUGAUGCCCUCACCGACGGAGAGUCUGGUUCCGGUGCUUCAUUUUCUUCCUUCA
Molecule: messenger RNA, 1483 nt
Organism: Triticum urartu
Lineage: Eukaryota; Viridiplantae; Streptophyta; Magnoliopsida; Poales; Poaceae
Product: putative acetyltransferase At3g50280
Source: RefSeq, a predicted model, not a curated record